AGCCUGGCUUCAAGUUUACUCAAGCCAACCUGAAAUUAGGCAAUGUUUUAAACGCACAACGUUUUGCGUCAACAGUCGACUUGAAGCGUCAGCGACGCAAGGUUGCAAGAGUUGAAUUUGGUGCCUGAGCUCUGCUAGGAGACCAGACUUGAUAGAUAGAUAGAUAGAUAGUCAGCCAGUAAUUUCAAAAUCAUAAUAAUGAAAUUUUCAGGAGUUCUUUUUGUCUGUGGAUUAGUAUGUGUGUCCGGGAGUCCCCAGGGAUUCUUUGGAGGAUUAGCAAACAUCUUUGGUGGUGGAGGUCGAGGUCGCCCUGCGGUCGGUAGUGGAGGCCGAGGCGGAGGCGGAGGUGGAUGUGGGGCCCGAGGUCCUAAUCAUAGUUUUGAGGGUAGAAGCUAUCUAAUCAGCUGGAGGGCUGGUUGCACUUCAUUUACUCAUGGUGAGGGAGCAGCUUUCUGUAGAAGCCAGGGCAUGCAGCCGGUCAGCUUGGAUACACCUUCCAAGGAGAGAGAGUUCACAGGUCUGGUAGGACGUGAAGGUCAGAAGUACUUCUGGACAGGAGGAACCGUUAACCAUGGUGGUAGACCUACUGUCAGCUGGCCUUCUGGUAGAACUACAUCUUCAGGACUUUGGUCCAACACCGGAGGAGCUGGAAGACCACAGCCCGAUAACAGAGAAGGAAAUGAAUUCUGUCUCGCUGUUCUCAACAACUUCUACAAUGAUGGAGUUCGCUUCCAUGAUGUAUCCUGCCAUCAUCGUAAACCGGUUAUCUGUGAAGCUUAAAAAUCGGCUUAAGCCUGAUCCAAACCAAAUAUUUCGGAUGCAACGAGAUUGAACCAGUUAAAGCCAGUCUAGUCAAAACUGGAGUUUAUAUCAUAAUUUAAUAUUUAUUUAUAUUAGAUUGGUAAAAUAAAAAUCUUUAUCAUUA
Messenger RNA from Eurytemora carolleeae, 925 nucleotides. RefSeq lists its product as uncharacterized. The coding region runs from base 199 to 780 and encodes 193 amino acids. The record is from RefSeq and is a predicted model, not a curated record. The transcript has 5 exons. Lineage: Eukaryota; Metazoa; Arthropoda; Copepoda; Calanoida; Temoridae.